UUAGUUAAGUCAAAAAAAUGAGAAAAAAAAUCCCCACACCAGUAAUUUAUUUAUUUACAAUUGUUUUUAUGUUAACACAUUGUAUGUGGGAGAUUGUGGAGGAUUGUUGGUGACGAUUAGAAAAAUGUAACCUGGCAACCACGGUAAGUGUGGACGCAGACUCUGGAGCUUCAGCUCCCUGCCAGCUCUUUAUCUCGGGUCGGCUGUGAUGAUCGUCACCGCGGCGCAGACUCUCAUUACACACCGCUGCAGACGGGCUUUGAGUUCGGGGCGCGUUACAGCCGGGAAAUAGCAAUAAAUCCUGCUGUGGGAUUUAAUCUACAAGUUGGGUCGUGGUUUUUAUACCACUGUUGAGUGAAGUGAGGAGUUAGUGAGAAAUAUAGUUAGUGAUUGAGUAGGUAAUUAAGUGAGAUAUUGAGUAAAAUCUUGAGAGAGAUCUUGAGUAGGAUCUCCUCUGCAGCAGCCUCAGUGUCGGUGCACUCCGGGAACAGAAACAUGGAUGACGGGCCACGGUGAUGGCUUUCAGGAGUUUAGGCCCCGUCUGAUCUGCUGCUUCUUGGUAUAAAAAACAACAUUCAUGCACCUGAUCUCCAGACUCUGGAGACGUGACGUGCCCUUGUCAGAACGGUUUGGCGAGGGCUCAGUAGCCGCCAUGGUUCCAGGAUCUCCAGCAACAGUGUCCCCUACCGGGCCCAACAUCUCAUGGCUCCCUGAGGCUCCACUGCGCACCCCUGAUCAGCCCAUCUUCCUCAUGACUACAACAGCACAAGCUGUGUCUGGUUUCUUUGUGUGGACAGCAUUGUUGUUUACCUGCCACCAGAUCUACAUGCACUUGCGUUACUACAGUUCUCCAAACGAGCAGAGACACAUAGUGCGCAUCCUUUUCAUCGUCCCCAUCUAUGCUUUCGACUCCUGGCUCAGCCUUCUGUUCUUCACCAAUGAUCAGUACUACGUUUAUUUCGACACAGUCCGAGACUGCUAUGAGGCAUUUGUAAUCUACAACUUUCUGAGCCUUUGUUAUGAGUACCUGGGAGGUGAAAGUGCCAUCAUGUCUGAGAUCAGAGGGAAACCCAUCGAGUCCAGCUGUGUGUAUGGGACGUGUUGUCUUUGGGGCAAGACCUAUUCUAUUGGCUUCCUCAGAUUCUGUAAACAGGCCACACUCCAGUUUUGUGUGGUGAAACCCUUGAUGGCAGUGGUCACUGUUAUCCUGCAGGCCUUUGAAAAAUAUCGUGAUGGAGAUUUCAAUGUGGCCAGCGGAUAUCUGUACGUGACCAUUAUCUACAAUGUCUCCGUGAGCCUGUCCCUGUACGCUCUCUUCCUCUUCUACUUUGCCACACGAGACCUGCUCAGCCCCUACAGCCCUGUGCUCAAAUUUUUCAUGGUUAAAUCAGUCAUCUUUCUUUCCUUUUGGCAAGGUAUGCUGCUGGCCAUUCUUGAGAAAUGUGGUGCAAUUCCAAAGAUCAGCUCUGCCGAGGUGUCUGUUGGUGAGGGCACUGUAGCGGCUGGAUAUCAGAACUUCAUUAUCUGCAUCGAGAUGUUCUUUGCUGCAGUGGCCCUUCGCCAUGCCUUCACAUAUAAAGUGUACAUGGACAAGAGGCUCGACUCCCAUGGCCCUAUUCCAACAUAUGGACAGUAUGGUCGUUCGGCUCCUAUGAAGAGCAUCUCGAGCAGUCUGAAGGAGACAAUAAACCCUGGAGACAUUGUCCAGGAUGCCAUUCACAACUUCUCUCCAGCUUAUCAGCAGUACACACAGCAGUCCACUUUGGAACAAGGGGUCAAAGCACCACCCCUCUCCCGCAACCAUAGCUGUAUGAGUGCACGGGACACUGAGAAAACCCUCCUGCUCAGCUCUGAUGAUGAGUUUUAGCCCCAGUGUAGGCUGAUUGGAAUAUCCAAAAACUAUAUGUAGAGUACUCCUCUGUCUUUAAGGUAGAUUCUAUGCUGCAAUGAUGUACUGGUAGUUGAACCGUUUAUCUUGGGGACACAUCAUUACAGGACCAUAGGACAACUAGUCCAACGAUUUACAUGUUGGAGUAUUAAAAGUAUCGCUGCUUAUUGUUUCAUUGUUAUUGAUGUGGUGAAACAAUAAUUUACUUUUGCGGAAGCUUUUUGUUAUUCUCUGCCUUCUAAGUGGUUUAUUUUGAAGAGUAACCUUUUUUUCAGCUAUUAAUAGGAAAUAUUUAGUUGGCUUAAAUGCUUAUCAGCAUUUUUACACAUUUAUACUUGAAUCGAUUUGAUUUUUUUUUCUGAGUCCGUUUACUUAUAGAGUGACAAAAACUGAAUAUUUCAAUACUGAAAUUUUGAGGAUUUAAAAUCCAGUUAAUGUAUUUGACUGAUCGUGAACAAUAAGCACCGGAGGAUUGUUUUUUGCUUCCCAUGUUCAAGUUCAGCUCUGUGUAUGAUGGUCAGUGUUUACAGUUGAGAUGAAAGGGGUUUAAGAUCUCAUGCUUAUGUGAUUGAUGCAUCAGGUGCAGAGUGAAGAUGUAGUGAAUAAACAAGCAGUUAUUUGAGCUUGAUGAGAUUACAAUAUAAGAAUGAGUGAAAUCUGCUCUUGGUUCCGGUUUCAGCUGAUCUACAGUCUAGAAUUUUAGGAUGUAACUGGGCCAUCGUUUAACACAAUUUCCUUAGUGAGACACAGAAACUGGCAGCACACCCUGGCACUAAAUUCACCAUCUUGGAUAGCUGGGGUUCAAGUAACACCUGCUAUAGUUUUGCAUAUAAAUGCUGCUUAAACUUCAAAAUCAUCUAAAUGUACAUCUGAAAUAUUUCCUAAUGAAGCAGUAAAGGGUGCAACUAUAAAUGUUUUCUAUUUGUACUUUUGAAAUAUUUUGUUCUCUGCUUAUUUUGAUGUGGAUCCUUCAAGUUUGGACUUAAUCCACGCUCAUUAUUUCUUGAAAGCCACUAGAGGGAGGCAUCUUCAGUAUGAGGGCAUCUGCACCUUAUCUCAGUAGGACAUAUUAGGUGCUAUGUUGUGUUUCUAAGGGCCAUGCUGAUAUUUCCUUCCUGUUCCUCUGUUGUUUUUUGUUUCUUCAUUUCAGUUCUCUUUAUGAUAGCACUACAGCCUUCCUGGGUUAGACUGUACUUGUUGUAAACAUGGUUAUAUCUUUAGCAUUUCAUCUAGCAUUAGAGUGGAAUAUGUUUCUGUCCUGCUCUUUAUUUGUGCAAUAGAGACCAGUAUAAAUGAUCUAGCUACAGCAUUUGAGUAUUAAGUAUUUAUGGUACCUGCUUUUUAGUAUCUUAGGUUUUUUUGUUUGCAUUCUUAAUAAGAGGAUUUGGGGAGAUAUUUAUCAUUAAUGCACUAAACCAAGCCCAGUCCAAAAGGGAAUGUGAGGCUUUAGAGUAACUCACCCCAGUCAUUUAUUCAAGGGGCAUCCAAAUGUUUUCUAUAUUCAAAUUAUUCAAAAGGCUUUCUUUGGUGAAAAGAAACUAUUCAGGAAAAUUUUUAGUUAGUAGAGGUGGUGCAGUGGUGUAAUGGGCAGUGUUGAUGUGUCACAGCUCCAGAUUCCCUGCUUUGUUCCUGUGUGUGUGUGUGUGUGGCUUACCUGUACUCACUGUGUUUGUAUGGGUGUUUUCCACAUUUCCAAAAAACUUGCUGGUAGGUGUAUGGACUACUUUAGGCAUGGAUGUGUGAACCAACACAAGGGUGUGUUUAGCUUUCACAGGGAUUCACCUCGUCCCUGACCAGGAUGAAGUAAAUAAAUUAUUUUAGAGCGAAACUCAUAAUUUGUUACUAGAAUUGAAACUAUCUAGUCGAUCAGGGCCUUUUGUACACUAGGAUAUAUUUUAAGCACAGGUAGAGCAAUAGCGUACAUGAACAAGCAAAUGCUUUGAUAUUUUUUACAUUUUUAAUGUGCCAUUGUAUAUUUUUCCUGCAAAGAUGAUGCUUCUAUUUUUCCUUGUGACGUCCCUACAAAAUAAUAAAAUAAGGAUUUUGUCUGUA
Molecule: messenger RNA, 3940 nt
Organism: Silurus meridionalis
Lineage: Eukaryota; Metazoa; Chordata; Actinopteri; Siluriformes; Siluridae
Gene: tmem184ba
Product: transmembrane protein 184ba
Exons: 10
Coding region: 578-1867 (429 amino acids)
Biological process (GO): transport
Molecular function (GO): transporter activity
Source: RefSeq, a predicted model, not a curated record